This is a messenger RNA of Asterias rubens (European starfish), 4859 nucleotides long. Its product is annotated as dyslexia-associated protein KIAA0319-like protein. Bases 319 to 4158 code for a protein of 1279 amino acids. The record is from RefSeq and is a predicted model, not a curated record. The transcript has 27 exons. Gene Ontology annotation, cellular component: plasma membrane; cytoplasmic vesicle. Lineage: Eukaryota; Metazoa; Echinodermata; Asteroidea; Forcipulatida; Asteriidae.
CACACGUACAUAGUUCGAAGUGUGGAUUUUGUGUGUACAUUAUCAAUUUUCAUGAAGAUUGACUUAUUUUGUGGGCGUGAUACGAAUCCAUUACUCAUUUACUGGACUGCUAAAAAGACAAAUAUUGUAACUGACGUGUUUUAAUCAUAGUACCGUGUUGUUACGACGAUUUUUUGCAUUUUCUGGUGACUUUACCGGCAGCAGAAUGAAGUUAAAAGUCACAGGUGUAAUCGGGAAACAACGCUCAUUCACUCGGCCGGCCUUUUUACGAUGAUGCGAAGCCACAGGUGAACUGACGACCCUCUUUUCAGCAAGUUGAUGUCACCAAGUUUUCAACAACCUUCUUUAAAGCUUUACCGAUUAAUCUUCACCAUGGAUCCACCACCUGACAAACUCCGAGACUCAAGUCACUGUGCAUCAUGUUCCAAAGCAAGGAUCAAUUUUUGUACAAACUCGUGCUUUUUUAGGAACAUAACUCCACCGAUAUGGUCACAUGCCUUGUGUAGGCUCAGCUUAUCCAGUUUGCAUGUCAACAGUUUGACGAGAGCUCUAAAUAGGCCUAUAAGAUGGCAGUCUUUUUUACAUUUCACUCUGAUGCUGAUGCUGUUGUUAAGAACAGGGUUUGCAGAAGCAUCAUGUACAGCAGACUCACCUUAUGUAGGAUACCGUCUGGUUAUUCCUGAUGAUCAAUUGAAGAGACAAAGCAUUGUACUAUCAGAGAAAGACUGUGUGGAUACCUGUUGCCUCAAGAAAUACUGUGAUGCAGUCUGGAUAUUAGAAGGAAGCUGUUAUCAUGCCAGGUGUAAAACAAACAGUCAAUGCAUCCCUGUGAAAGCUCAAUGGCCACAUGAUGAUGAAAGUAAUAUUGUUUAUGUUAUGAGAAGAACGACCCCACUUGAUGAUGAAGAUUCAAGUAUUGAUUGUAACCCUCAUGCAAAGUGGGACACCUGCCCAGUUAUGGAACAUUGCAGCACAUUGACUUACCAGUGUGAAUGUGAUCUUGGAAUGACAAGGAACUUUGGGACAAACCAUUGUGAAUCAGUUCCCAGCGACAAAAUUCUUGAGAAACUACGUGUAAAAAGGAGUAAGAGCCAAUUGGAUACCACAAGCAACCGUUUCCAUGGUAAUCAAGACCCAAGCGAUCCUGAGGAUCAGAAAUCCUGGACGGAAAAUUUAAGGUUCUGUAAAUCCGACGGGGAGUGCAAGAAAUUGGAGUACUGCUUUGGACUGCUAAUUUACUCGGAGGGUGUUUGUCAAUGUGAAGAGGGGUACCAAUGGUCACAGGAGCUAGACGUGUGUCAGAAAGAGUACCUUGAAGGGGAUACCAUCAACCCGACCACCAAUCUCUCACCUCAAUCCAUGGAACACAUCCCUGUCACACCCCCUGACAUAUCCACGACAUAUCAGACAACCCCCGGCACAACCUCCUCCAAUGGGACAGAUAGCCCCAAACAAAGCACUGCAAUUACAGCUGAUGUUGGGGGGAUUGCUGGGGUAGAGGUUGCGGGGUCACACCCUGGGGAUGAGUUAGUCCUGCCAGACAAGAAGAACACAGAAGACACGAUGGGGCACCAAGAGAAUAAAACGGAACCAAACAAUACCACAGAGAGGGUCGAUCUUCCAAAGACUGAAUCCUCACCAUCUCCACGACCAGAAACCCUGACCCAUAGUGAUAUGAAUACAACACAGAGUGACACACAGGGUAAUACAGACAGUGAUAAAGGGUUGGAUACUCUAACAGAGAAGGAUCUCCCAACAGUCAAACUGACUACAACUCCAAAGGUGACUCAGGCUGUAACUGAGGCUGUGACGACCCCUAAGCCACUAACAACAAUACCACCAGUGACCAAACUGACUGUUUCUGCUGGUGAGGAGAAAACCCUGCAGCUUCCUGAUGAGGAUCAUGUGACUCUGUUUGCCUACGUGGUUCCAGAGACCCAGCCCAGUGGUAAUGACUACAGAUAUGAAUGGCAGGUUAUAGAGGAUCCUGACGGUGGAAAGAAAGGGGAGAUGAACGGGGAACACUCCAAACAGCUACAACUUGCAGGGUUGUCAGCUGGAGUGUUUAGGUUCAAAGUUGAAGUGCAAGGUGAUGGUUCCUAUGGUUCUGCUACAGUGAAUGUUACUGUCCUUCCACCACCACGGCUUAACCAGCCACCUAAGGCCGUCAUCAAUCCUACAAGUCAAGAUGUCUUCCUACCUAACCCUGGUACAUUUCUCGAUGGUGCAGAUAGCACUGAUGACGAUAAGAUAAUGAGUUAUCAUUGGGAGGAAGUUGAAGGUCCAGUCAGGGAGCAGAAGAUUACUGGAGAUACCCAGACAUUGAAACUGACUGACCUUGUACCAGGCUCCUAUGUCAUCAGUUUAACAGUUACUGAUUCUGAUGGUGCAACAGACUCUGCACUGGCCAAUGUGACCGUCAAAGAAGAGACUGACAAUCCUCCUGUUGCUAAAGCUGGUAAGGAUGUGAUCAUCAAGCUACCAGUCAACUCCGCUAUUCUCUAUGGUAACAGUAGCUUUGAUGAUCACCCUGAUGUGACUUAUGUGUGGUCCAAAGAAAGAGGCCCUGCAGCCGACAUGUCGGGUUCUUCUUCAGCCAUACUGCAUCUGGAUAAUCUUGAAGAAGGGACCUAUGUCUUCAGACUAACCCUCAAAGACUCCAAGGACCAAACAGACUUGGAUGAGGCUACAGUCAUAGUCAAACCAGAGAAUAAUUUGCCUCCUACAGCAGAUGCUGGGCCAGAUAAGGAACUGUCAUUACCAGACGAUUCCACCACACUGGAUGCCUCAGAUAGCAAAGAUGAUCUAGGCAUCACUACAUAUCACUGGCAGAAAGUUAGUGGGCCUAAUGAGCCAGAGAUUACGGAUGCUGAUCAAGUUGUGGCUACUGUGUCUGGACUAAUGGCAGGUCACUACCUCUUUAAGCUGACUGUUGGUGACAAACAUGGUGCUACAGACAGUGAUACUGUAGAUGUUAUUGUCAAGAAAGAGAUAAACAUUGCACCUGUUGCCCACGCUGGACCUGAUAUUAGCAUCCAGCUUCCUAAUGAUGUAGUUGAAUUAGAUGGAUCAGAAUCUACAGAUGAUAAAGGAAUAGUGUCUUAUGAAUGGAAGAGAAACCCCAAGAGCCCUGCUGCAGGGUCUGCUAUAGGAAACACAGCUCAUGAGGCUGUAUUGAAGCUAAGGAGUUUGGUAGCUGGUACAUAUUACUUCACUCUCAAUGUAACUGAUGCUAAAGGAGCUUCUAAUACUGAUACAGUGGUAGUCACUGUAGCAAAAGAUCCACACAAGCUGAAUUUAGUUGAGAUCACAUUUGAUGUGGAAGUAUCCAAGUUCACUCAACAAGAUAAGGUGGACAUGGUGCGAUCAUUGGCCGUCUUAUUGUCUAUCCGUGAUGAAGAUGUUAAUAUUCAAGAAGUUUUCCACACUCCAAAUGAACAAUUGCAAGUUGUCUUCUAUGCCACUAAUGCGACGUCCCACUCAGCAAUACCAGGCCCCACUGUGGUCAAAAUAUUAACCAAGAAGAAACUUUCCAGCGAGACUGACCUCCUCAAGUUUAGGGUUCUAGAAGUAGACACCAUGAUCUGCCAGAGGAACUGUUCCAACCAUGGUAUCUGUAACCCUUACACUAAGCUGUGCGUCUGUGAAAGUUUCUGGAUGGAGAAUUACCUCAGGACAUGGCUUGGAGAUGGACAGAGUAAUUGUGAUUGGAGCAUUUUGUAUGUGAUUAUAGCAGCGUGUUUCCUAGCUAUUGGAGUAGCUGGUCUGUGCUGGCUCUGUAUAUGCUGUAUAAAAAGGAGAAGGAAGAAGGUGAAGAGGAGGCGGAGAUAUAAUCUCUUAUCUCAAGAUCUGGAUGGGCAAGAGUCUAUGGAAAUGUUACCAAAGAAAGCAAAUGAGCAUCUAUCUGAGAUGACAAGGAACAACAAUGGUAGUGUCCUUGAUAAACUGACUGACAAAGGCUCUUUCCAAGGUAAGCAGAGUAGCAGUAUCAUGAUAUCGGAAUCAGAUGAUGACAGUGACGAAGAAACUACAUUGUUCGACUCCAAGAAGCGUCAGGGGAAAAAUGGCAAAGCCAACGGAUCUGUGCAGACGGUCCAGCCUCGCAAGAAGAGACCCUUCCCUCUAAUCAGCUCCAACAACAGAACUGAGAAAUUGUAAAAGAAAUUAAAAGCUGAAACAAAAAGUCUGUGGAAUGCUGGUGUUCAAUGUUGUUGGGCAGCAGAAUGUAUUUUUCGUCUUGUCUCAAAUAUGAUUUUGAAGAUUUAAGCAAACAAAUAAAUUUAUUUUGACUAAUCCUCAUUUUACUGGAAUUCAUUAUAUUUCAAUGUUUGCAAAGAAAGAAACAACUCUUCUAGUACAGCUCUCUGAAAGGUGGAUUAUAUUCUUGGAAGUGAAUUAAUUUGUUACCGACUUGUAACCUUUCAAGAAAAACUUCACAAAAAGAAUUAACUCUUCGAGUUAUGAUUAUAAAAUCAAAUUUAUGUUUAGCAUUCUAAUAGCUUGAAGCAGUAUAACUAUGAGUGCAAGUUUCCUGGUGCCGAUUUCACAAAGCAAUACAAUGCAUGGCAAGACAAAAUGUCAGUAUAACCAGAGCCUUGUCCAAGGCUCUUUAUGCAAGCACCUUGCUUUGAGUAGCGUUGGAUGACGAACUGCAAACAGCUUUGUUUGUACGAGGUUGAAAAACCUUUUAAAAAACAUGCUUCGACCCCACGGUAUCAAGUACUGUAUAUCAAAUAAAGAGUACCCUGAGUGAAUUUGGGGCUCAGUGGCCGGUGCUUGUGAAAAAAGCCUUGGACAAAGUUAGUUUUACCAAUGGUGAUUUGUAUUGUGACAUCACACUAAGCAACUACAAUAGACCC